GUGCAACAGCGCCACCUUCAGUGGGCACCAUGGCGCUGGCGAGGAUUGGUAAAUGUUGUCGGUCGUUGGUACGUGAGCCCUCUAAAGGACUGUUUUGCGGUGUUUUACAGCCAAGCUGGAUAGAUGGCUGUAUAGGAGCUAAGAGGCAUCUCUUGUCAGAAGACGUUAUCAAACUACAAGACUUCCAGCAAAAGAAGCUGGCUGUGGCUCACCUUGUCACUGGAACGAAAGGAAAUUAUAUAGAGCUGUUCAGUCACAAGCUUCAAAGGAAUGAGCUGAUACUGAGAGAUGAGCUGAAGCUUCUCCUUCACUUGUGCCAGUCUGCAGAUGACAUGGUGAUAGCCAGAGAUGCCAUUUAUAGGUACCAUGCAGAGAACCGGAACUUGGUGUAUGGAGAGUUUAAGUUUGGUCCUCUCUUCAUGAGACUGUGCUAUGAGCUGGGUCUGGAGGACUUGGCUGCUGCUACACUUACAGAUAAGAGUAUGAGAGAAUUUUUCAACGAAGCAACCUCCUUUAACAUCGCCUUAGACAUGUUAUUCACAAAAGGAUCUUAUGAAAAUGCCCUGGAGGUACUAAGAACUAUGAGGAACCAAGGUGUACCAUUCAACAAAGAAACAUUAAUACUGGCAUCUGGUAUUUGCUAUAAACUGGACACGGCGGAGUCGUACAGGAUCUGCACUGCUCUGAUAGAAGAGGGGCAGACCAAAGGGAACUUGAUCCCCAGACAUGCUUACUGUUUUGCUGUAGCAUUUGCACUUAGACGAAAUGAUAUCAUAAAGGCACAGUCAUUGUACUCAAAAAUAAUGAGCACUGACAGCAGAUUAUGCCAAAAUUUAAAGGUUAUAAUACUAGCAAGGUCAGGAGCAGUGACAGAUGCCAUUUCCAUCCUGUCUGCAGCCAUGGUGCUUAAAAGCCCUUCUUUUGUGAAGAAGCCUGAAUUUUCUCAGGAGGUGGUGGAUUUACUGCGCUUACAGAGUGAGGGCGGACCAUACAUGAUGAAAGUGGAGCAGAUAAUCACUCAUCUUGAGCGAGCUGAUCAGGUGACCCAGAAGACCAUCGAUAGCAUGCUCUGCCACACACCCACAGGGAAGAGGAAACCAGCGCUAAUGAUGGAGGAGAGGAGGACCAGCCGAAGGACUCUGAUGCCACUACAGUCCACUCUGCUGUCAGAGUGAAAGAAGCCGUGUGUCAUUGCAAAGUGCCUGCUUUAACUAAGGCUCUGAUGUGAGGUUGAACACAAUCAGUUAAAAAACACUAGUUUUGUAUUACCAGACCUUCCUCUACAACACUGCGGAGGCGGGUCUGGCUAGUCCACACAGCAAUUUGGGAUGGGAGAAAAACGCUCUGGGUUAUUGGCAUUUCUUUAAACCACUCACAAUUGUCUUGGAUGACGCUAACUGCUGAGUGGAGCCAUGGUGCCAUUGCAAAAUAAUCUCGGGAAGGAACUUGUUUUGGUGGAACCAGGUUCCAAAAUUAACUUUUUUGUCCACCUGCCAAAUGGCUAGUGAAUGAUCAAAUUUUACCAGCCACUCAAUAGGUAACCGUUGUUUUGGACCCUGGUGGAACGUAUGUACGUUCAAAGGUUGUUUUAGUCGUGCAACAGAAAACUCCAAUUUGACAGAAAAUCUAACUAGCUGUCUGGAUUUACCCUGCAGAGAUCCGAGUCUCUGUUAACCAUAGGCCUCAUAAAUUGACCAGAGUUUACAAUUACAACACAAAGAAAGCGGAAGGUAUUGGACAUCCAAAAAUGAACAACCGAAAAGAGUGACAUCCAGCGUGAUUUCCCAGCAGAAUGAGAGCAAUCCGGGAAGUGGAAUGUCGUAUAGACUAAAAAACAAAAAAAUAACUCUGGCUAGAGCACACUUUGUCAUGAUUACUGUAUCUACCUCUCCUUAGACAAAGACAUCCAUCUGCAGACUGGACUUCUGUCUUUUUUUGUGUGUUGCCCCUAUUCACAUUUGAUGAAAAAGGUCAAAAAUCUUCUUUUGUGCAGCAGGCACUUUCAUAGAUAGCUGCUGAGAGAAUUUACCAUCACACCAAUGGCAAUGGAUUUCCUUGCAAAUAUCUAUGCAUAGUAAGUGAUUUGGGAAGAAUAUGUUAUGUUGUAUAUAAAAGUGUGACUGAGUGAUUAAAGAUGAAUUGGAUAUUUAAUAAUG
This is a messenger RNA of Etheostoma spectabile (orangethroat darter), 2156 nucleotides long. It is a transcript of the gene ptcd2, whose product is annotated as pentatricopeptide repeat domain 2. Gene Ontology annotation, biological process: multicellular organism development; regulation of mRNA processing; mitochondrion organization. Gene Ontology annotation, cellular component: mitochondrion. Lineage: Eukaryota; Metazoa; Chordata; Actinopteri; Perciformes; Percidae. Gene Ontology annotation, molecular function: RNA binding. Bases 30 to 1175 code for a protein of 381 amino acids. The transcript has 11 exons. The record is from RefSeq and is a predicted model, not a curated record.